AUCCUGUUGCCUUCCGGUUACAAGCAACAAUAUAUAUUCUUCCCCAAACAUUUCUUUGGGAAACUGAGAGAGAGAGAGAGAGAGAGAGAGAGAGAGAGAGAGAGAGAGAGAGAGAGAGAGAGAGAGAGAUUUGGCAUCUGAUCGUCGCAGCGCCACAAGCAGCUCCUGUUGUCCUCUCGGAUCAAGAGCCAGCGAUGCCAAGCGUAAUGAAGGAUCUGUACCCCAACGGAAUGGUCGUGCGCCUCCGCAGCAAAAACAACAAGUACCUCUUCGCCGGAGAAGACAAAAUAUCCGUAACCCUAGUCGAGAGCGACUCUUCCGAAAACGUCCGGUGGACCGUCGAAUUCUCUUACGAAUCAGAUGACAUAUUCCGUCUCAAGAGCUGCUACGGCAGGUACCUCACCCCCUCCAACCAGCCCUUCCUCCUCGGCUUGACCGGACGCAAAGUCCUCCAGAUGGCCAGCCGCCUCGACUCGUCGGUGGAGUGGGAGUUGGUAGAGGAAGGUAAGGAUUGGGUGAAGCUCAUAACGCGGGACGGGAGCUUUUUGCGGGCCAAUGGCGGCCUUCCACCAUGGAAGGAUACAGUCACCCAUGAUGUUCCUUGGGCAUUCCAGGAUUUGGUCCUUUGGGAUGUUCAACCGGUUGAGAUUGGUGAUAUUUGCGUGAUAUUAUAGAUAUAAGCGCCUAAGUAGGAUGAAUUAGCGCGUUAGAGGCGCGUUUUAUCUCAUGUUCCAUUUGAUACCGUGUUUUGUCUUGUUUUGAAAUUUUUGUUAAGUUUCGCAUGAAUAAGGUGGAUUUCACGCCAAGAUUGGAUUGCGAGGCCUUGAAGCCGGUAGUUGGAGAGUUCGAUACAAAAAGCGCAAAGUCGAAAUAUUAAACGGUGUUCGAAGUUGUUUCGUUUGGAUUCAAUCAAGUAGAGUGUCAGAAUUGCAAGUCGAAAGUUCGGCAUAGAACUUAAUUAAUCUACAAUUGGAGAUCUUUGUCUUCAAUGGGCCUCAUAAGUAUUUGUUAUUGUGAGACCAAGGAGGGCCCAUGUUUCAACAAUUGGCUUACACGGCUGGAAAUUUAAAAGAAGGAAAAUAAGGGUUUUCAUGAGGUCGGUCGGCUACGGGUGAUAUAGAUAUAUGUAAUCCCCACGAAUGCAUAGUGAGGGGAGGGAACGUUGGCUGCCGUGGGAAAUAAAGGAAGAACGGGGCUUCUUUUCUUUCCCUUUCAAGUAUUUUUAUGCUUUGUUCAAUUACUCACACUUCAGUAAUUCGUUUUUAAUUUUUGUUCUUUAUCAAAGUUAUUCGUUGGUUCUUAUUUAAUUUAGAUAUUUUGUUUA
This is a messenger RNA of Rhododendron vialii, 1324 nucleotides long. RefSeq lists its product as uncharacterized. The transcript has 3 exons. NCBI's taxonomy places the organism in Eukaryota, Viridiplantae, Streptophyta, Magnoliopsida, Ericales, Ericaceae. The coding region runs from base 195 to 674 and encodes 159 amino acids. The record is from RefSeq and is a predicted model, not a curated record.